CCACAGUUUCCAUCCACCAUGAAUGUAGGUGUGGGAAAGGUGAAAAUUGCAAUCGACCGAGGGGGCACUUUCACUGACGUCUGGGCCGGUCUGCCUGGACGGUCAGACAUUGUCCUCAAGCUCCUUUCGGUUGAUCCGUCCAAUUAUGAUGAUGCACCCACAGAGGGUAUACGUCGCGUACUAUCUUUAUACUACGGCAAGGAGAUCCCUCGCAGCCAGCCACUUCCGAAGACAGACCUAGAGUUUAUUCGUAUGGGAACAACUGUUGCGACGAACGCUCUGCUUGAGAGGAAAGGCACCCGGCAUGCAUUUCUCGUAACCAAAGGAUUCCGCGACUUACUGAACAUCGGAUACCAGUCACGACCUCGACUCUUCGAACUCAACAUUGUCAAGCCGGCUGUUUUGUACGAUGAAGUCCAUGAAAUUGAUGCUAGAGUGACGAUUGAGGGAUUCGAUGAAGAUGUCGAUGGGCUCUUCAAUACCACCAAAGAAAUACCCGACGUCCUGGUCCGUGGUACAAGCGGUGAUAUGGUGCGUAUUCUGAAGCCAAUCGACGACGAACAAGUCCGGCGUGUACUCAGGGAGCUCCGUGGUAAGGGGUUUGACACGCUUGCUGUCUGCUUGACCCACUCCCAUAUAUUUCCAGACCACGAGGUGAGAGUUCAUCAGUUAGCCAUAGAGGAAGGUUUCAGUCAUAUUUCAUUGUCCUCUGCCGUGGCAGCCAAUAUGAUCAAGAUGGUACCCCGAGGCAGUUCAGCAUCAGCAGAUGCAUACGUCACCCCUGAAAUUAGAAGGUAUUUAGCUGGAUUCAUGAAGGGGUUUGAGGGUGGAAACCUAGAGGGUGUGAGGUGCGAAUUCAUGCAGUCCGACGGAGGGCUCGUUAGCCACAACCAAUUCAGCGGAAUCAAAGGCCUCUUGAGCGGUCCUGCAGGGGGCGUUGUUGGUUACGCUCAGACUAGUUACGACGAGAUUUCCAAGGUCCCGGUGGUUGGUUUCGACAUGGGCGGAACCUCAACAGAUGUGUCACGGUACGGAGGGCAGCUUGAGCAUAUCUUUGAGACCACUACUGCUGGCGUGGCGAUACAGAGCCCUCAACUAGAUAUAAACACGGUCGCUGCGGGCGGUGGCUCUAUUUUGGCCUGGAGGAAGCGUCUUUUCGCAGUCGGCCCAGAGAGUGCAUCGUCACAUCCAGGACCUGCAUGCUAUCGGAAACGCGGGCCUCUGACAGUGACUGAUGCAAACCUCUUCCUCGGAAGGUUGCUUCCGGAUUAUUUCCCGAAAAUAUUCGGCAAGAAUGAAAGUGAGGCACUAGAUUUGGACACAGUGCAGCGAAUGUUUGCAGAUUUAACAGCGACCAUUUACUCCGACACUGGGAAUAAAAUGAGUCCUGAAGAGGUAGCUUGGGGAUUUCUUGACGUUGCUAACGAAGCAAUGUGCCGGCCAAUCCGAGCUUUGACAGAAGGCAAGGGAUAUGACAUAGCAAACCAUCAUUUAAGUGUUUUCGGAGGUGCUGGAGGACAGCACGCUUGCGACGUUGCUCGCAAACUAGGAAUAUCCACCGUCAUCAUCCACAAAUAUUCAAGUAUCCUUUCCGCCUACGGAAUGGCGCUCGCAGACUUUGUGCAGGAAGCUCAAGAGCCAGUUAAUGAAGUUUACGGGGAUGAAUCCCGUAGCAGGCUUCUCGAUCGGCUAUCACGGCUGCGUGAUAAGGUUUGCCGCCAGCUAAACGGCCAGGGGAUUUCAAAUGGCGACAUAUCCUACCAGCGAUAUCUCAACAUGAGAUAUCAGGGAACUGAGACAGCGAUUAUGGUUCUGGAGCCAGCAGAUGGCGAUUUCAAGGAGGAAUUCAAAAGGAUGCAUCUGCGGGAAUUUGCCUUUCUGUCUCCUGAUGAAAGACCGAUCAUUGUGGACGACGUGCGCGUUCGAGGCGUUGGGACUUGUAACGCGCUUGAGAGAUCAGAUGGGCAGAGACUGGGCCAAAAGCUGAAGUACGCCUCUUUCAGUGGUGCACCGCAGGAAAUGGUAGAGCGAACGACAAAAGUCUACUUCCCCGGAACUGGAAAGCUUUCGGUGCCCGUGUUUCUACUGCCCAAGCUAGAUCCACUGACUCUUAUCACUGGACCAGCUAUUAUCAUCGAUCAGACACAGACCUUGGUGAUCACGCCCGGGGCAGAAGCCAGAGUCUUGAGUAACCACGUGGUUAUCCAGAUCAAAGACACAUCCAGCCAGAUAAUACGGGAUCCUGACUCUACGCACAGCAUCCAGCUCUCGUUAUUUGCACAUCGUUUCAUGAGUAUUGCUGAGCAGAUGGGUCGUGUUCUACAGAAGACAGCCGUGUCACUCAACAUUAAGGAGCGACUGGAUUUCUCUUGUGCAUUAUUUGGGCCAGAUGGAGGGCUGGUCGCGAAUGCACCCCAUGUCCCAGUACAUCUUGGCUCUAUGAGCUACGCAGUCAAGUACCAGCACGAGCUCCACAAAGGAAAGCUUGUUCCGGGGGAUGUUCUGGUGUCCAACCAUCCUGAGGCCGGUGGUACACACUUGCCUGAUAUCACUGUGAUCACCCCAGUUUUCGAGACGUCCGAGCGGGUUGCAUUUUAUGUGGCUUCGCGUGGUCACCACACUGAUAUUGGUGGCCUUGGGGGAACAUCCAUGCCACCAGACUCCACAGAGCUAUGGCAGGAGGGUGCUGCGAUCAGAUCGUUCAAGCUCAUCCAUGCGGGAGACUUUGAUGAAUCUGGUAUCGCCGAGAUCCUCCUUCGUCCAGGCGAAUACCCAGGUUGCACAGGGAGCCGACAUGUGUCGGACAAUAUUUCCGACCUCAAGGCGCAGGUUGCGGCGAACCACAAGGGCGUGAUAUUGGUGCAGGAUCUGAUCAAGGAAUACACACUACCAGUGGUGCAGAGGUACAUGAAGGGCAUCCAAUCGAAUGCUGAAUGGGCGGUGCGGGACUUUCUUCGCGCCACUAUCAUUAUGAAAGGCACCCAGCUCGUGGCGGAAGACCGAAUGGAUAAUGGUUCACGAAUCAAGCUUACUGUCAUGAUUGGUCGCGAUGGGUCUGCUGUGUUUGACUUUACUGGGACCGAUUGCGAGCUGCUCAGCAAUAUCAAUGCGCCACCGGCAAUCACCUACUCAGCCAUUAUAUACAGCCUACGUGUCCUCAUCGGCAGUGACAUCCCCUUAAACCAGGGCUGCCUGACACCUAUCAAUGUUGUCCUACCCAAGGGCACAUUUCUGAAUCCAUCCGCAGGCCCCGCUGUGUGCGCUGGGAACACCCAGACAUCGCAGCGAAUUGUGGAUGUCAUCCUGAAAGCCUUCCGAGCCGCUGCCGCCUCUCACGGCUGCAUGAAUUGUAUUGGGUUUUUCGGCGAGGGCGGCAAAGAUGCCGAGGGCAAGAAGCUCAACGGAUACGCAUACGCGUUUGGGGAGACAAUCGGUGGUGGCUCCGGAGCGACAUCUUCCCAGCCGGGGGCAUCCGGUGUACAUACGCAUAUGACCAACACGCGGAUCACUGAUCCGGAGAGUCUAGAAAAGCGCUACCCGGUUAUCCUGCGUGAAUUCGCCAUCCGCCCGGGCACGGGAGGGAAAGGAAUGAACAGGGGUGGUGAUGGUGUGGUGCGAGACAUCGAGUGCCGCGCUCCGCUGAGCUUCAGUGUCAUCACCGAGCGCCGUACUGUUGCACCUUAUGGAAUGAACGGAGGUGAACCUGGACAGUGUGGAGCAAACUACUUGGUUCGCAAGAUAAAGGGGGUGGAAGGGGAGGAGUGGCGAUGGGUAAACAUGGGAGCGAAGAACAUGGUGAAAAUGGAGGCCGGUGAUCGCGCUGUCAUUUAUACUCCUGGAGGAGGAGGAUGGGGGCAUGACUUCAGUGGAGGAUUGUAUGGCGAAGAAUGUGGCAGCCCGUAUGAUGGCGCAGGAGAGUUCUGCGUAGCAUGCCAGACGAUUGUUCAAAAUGUUUUGGGUUAUGAUUGUUGCGUCCGUGAUGAUACCAACGGGAGGCUAUCUGAUAAUUUGUUCGGGCUACGGGUGUUGAGCGCGCAGGCGACGGCCAACCCAGCCUCUUUCUUUAGUAGUAUAUAA
This is a messenger RNA of Aspergillus welwitschiae, 4077 nucleotides long. Its product is annotated as Hydantoinase B/oxoprolinase-domain-containing protein. Bases 19 to 4077 code for a protein of 1352 amino acids. Gene Ontology annotation, cellular component: cytosol. Gene Ontology annotation, molecular function: 5-oxoprolinase (ATP-hydrolyzing) activity. The transcript is spliced from 9 exons. NCBI's taxonomy places the organism in Eukaryota, Fungi, Ascomycota, Eurotiomycetes, Eurotiales, Aspergillaceae. Gene Ontology annotation, biological process: glutathione metabolic process. The record is from RefSeq and is a predicted model, not a curated record.